Molecule: messenger RNA, 5478 nt
Organism: Stegodyphus dumicola
Lineage: Eukaryota; Metazoa; Arthropoda; Arachnida; Araneae; Eresidae
Product: DENN domain-containing protein 2A-like
Source: RefSeq, a predicted model, not a curated record
UAAAAAUUUAAACAAUAAAUAAAGAAAUGUAAGAGAUGUAGUCUUUAGAAGGAGUUCAAGCUCUCGCAUUCCAGAAUAGUUUACUUAUCUCACCAUGUUGUUGAGAUCCUUUAUUUGGUUCUGGGCAUAUAAGAAGAUGCUCUACAUUCAUAAUGCCCGAAUUGCAAAUUUGGCAAAUGCUAGAUCAAGGAGGUCUAUUCUAACCUCCUUGUGCUAGAUGCCAAUUUUAUUAAUAUAAUUUUGGCAAUAGCUGCUAUAACGGAAAUUGAAUUCCGGAAGUCCCUCACCUGCUGAUACGCGAAAUUUGUUUAACGAUACCCAUAGCCGAAGAACUGUUAUGUUGUUGUUUAUAGUAAGUGGACAUGUCUAGGAGAGUGUUGUUGUAUUAUUGAAUUUUUUAAUGGAUACAAUUUUAGUGUGUUUGUUACUUUAAGGUUCUUGAUAUAUUUUGAAAUGAAUUCAAGGUGUGUCUGGGAAAUAACGCUUACGAAAUGUGUUUUUUCGCAUUCCUGUUUCUCUAAUGUAAUUUUUCUGUACUGCUAUUUAAAAAAUAGUCAACCUUGAAUUCCUUUUUAUUUUUAUCGUAUGUAUUGAUGUACUGAAAAUGCCGUUAUGAAUAAAAGGGCUUCCGUAUCCUCUCGUGAAGGUCGUACUCCUCCGAAGGAAAACAAAGUUAAUAUAAAAGAGAUACGCAAAAAAUUUGAAAGUCUAAGUGCUACCAAUGAGAAUAAUGUAAGUUGUGAUAAAUCUUCAACUCCUGUAGCUCCAUUACGGAAAAAUCGGUCUGCAAACUCGGAUACAAGAAAGCAUUUAGAAAAAUCGAAAAUUCCCAAUUAUGAUGCUAGAAUACCUCCUGAAAAUAAGUAUCCAGAACAUAAUACUACCCCUAGUAAUCGUAUUUCCGUUAAAGAAAGGACGAAGCUUUUUGAAUUGUCAAAGGAAACUGACUGUGAUAAUGGAAUGCCGAAAACUCCAAUUAAUUCAACAGACAUAUCCUUGCUCUUGAAUCUUGACUCCAAAUGUAAAACAAUUAAUUCCAGUGGAACAAAUAGAUUAUUAAAUGUAGCAUCACCACCUGCCAAACCUCCUAGAAGCUUUAAUUAUGAAGAUAAAGAUAAGACGCCUCAUGUAAGUGAAAAUAUUGUUGAAUGUGUUGUCGCUGAAAAUAAUUUUGUCUCUGAUUCUGCACAUUUUUCGAAAUUAAGAACAGAAAUUUCAAAAGGGACCAAGCUUCGGCAGGUGUCAGCUUCAUUCAGUUUUGAACCUGAGUCAACAAAUUCAUCUCUGAAAAACCCAAGGCUUUUAAGUGCACCUGAAAUACAUUCAGCAAUAGGAGAUAAAGGUCAGUCAACUCCAAAAUCGCAAAUCAUUUCAAAUAAAACUCAAGGAUUUUUCAACUACUUCAAGAACUUAUCAAAUACUGCAAGCAGCAUUAGAGAAAAAGUAAAGCAAUCUAAAAUAUUUGUUGAUUUAACACCUACUACAGUAAGUCCACCUAAACAUUAUGGAACUUUAAAGAGAAGUCACAGUGAAGAGCACAUAUAUGCUGAACCUUCUGCUGUCUAUAAAAGUCCUUCCAGCAAAGUGCCUGAUGAUUCCAACAAAGAAGAAAAGUCUUUACAUUACAUGUGUACUCCUAUUGUUAAACCAAAUGUCCCUGAUCGGGAGAAGGCUAAUGGGUCCAAUGGAAAGUCUGUAAGGAAUAUGAUAUAUGAAUCUUUCUCUGGUCUUCGAACUGCAUCUAAAGAUAGUCAAGGAAAUCAAGUUGUCGUUCCUGUUACAGAUGCAUCUGAUGCUGACAUAUCUGCAAAAGCUAUUCAAGAUCGAAUUAUUUAUGUCAAAUCUGUGAGAAAGCAGAUAUCAUCAUCUAGCAUCUGCAUUUCAUCAAAGUUAUAUGAAUCACUAUUCAUUAUAAAUUUCUCAAAUUGCCAACCUGAAGUGUCCUUUUAUUUCCCAAUCAAAAUUUCUGAAACUUAUAAUUAUCCAUUGUUACCUCAUAUUUGUUUUCCUGAUGCUGAGAUGCAAAAAUCUGUGUCAGUUUAUCAAAGUGAGACAUUCCAGUUCUCUCUUCUUGAUAAAGAUGAGAAAAUAUUUUGUUAUUGUCUGAGGAUACAGGGCUGGCCACAAAAUGGAUUGCACAAAAAUCCUUUGUGUGUGAAGCUUCCUGUUGCUAUUUGUAUUUUGAGUAGUUUUAAUGCUCCCUUGUUUUAUAAAAAGCUUUUAACUGAGAUAGAAAAACAUCUUACUUUGCCAAAGGAAAACUGCUUCAAGUAUAUCACUUCUUUAAGAAAGUAUGGGGUCCCUAAUGCAGGUGCCAGUGUAUCUCUCCCAGAUUACACAGAGUCAGAAGAAUCUAACAGAGUGAUUAUUUCAAGGCCUUUGGACUCUCAUGUGGUUGGUGCUGAGUUAACAAGAGCAUUGCAGUUGUUAGAUGUUGAUAUUCUUGUAAAAUCUGUUGCUUCCUUAUUGCUUGAACGUCGUAUUUUGUUAUUUUCUUCUUCUACCAGUAACCUUUAUCAGUGCUGUAAAGCAGUGUCUUCUUUGCUGUAUCCAUUUGAAUGGCCGCAUAUGAUUGUUCCUGUUCUUCCUAAUUGUUUAACAGUUCAGUGUUGCUCAGAUUCACCUUAUAUUCUUGGAAUUUUAACAAACAGUUGUAGUACGGUUUUGGAAUUGCUUUCAGAACAUGAACUGCUGAUUAUUGAUGUUGAUAAAGGAUCCAUAUUAAAAGCUUGCAAUGAUGAAGAUACCAUUCUACCAAGAAAAGUACAGAAAGCUGUAAUUACUGCUUUGAAUCUUGCUAAAAAUAUGACAGAUCCAACAAAAAUGCUCCGAGAUAUAAUGAUAUCAGAAGCCUUCAUUCAUAUGUUUGUAGAACUAAUUGGUCAUUAUGAGAAUCACCUUGUUGAACAAAAUGAAGACAUUCUUUUUCAGAAAGAUGGAUUUCUCAAAAAUGCUUUUUCUCAUAGCAUACGCUCUUUUCUACAGUGGUUUUCUGAAACCCAAAUGUUUGAUACGUUUAUUGAAGAGAGUAAAUGGAGAAUGAAAUUCAGAAAACUUUGUCAGACAAAUACAAGAACAUGUUUUGAAAAACGCGUUGAUGAUUACAAAUGGGAGCUCUCUCAAGAUGAAAAACUAUCUCAUCUCAUUGGUAAAACAAUGCGAAAUUUAGGUGAAAAAAUUGAAGGAAAGUUGAGAGGAUUGAAGAAAAGUUGAGACUCAAUUUUUUGCUCAAAAAUCUUUUCCGCUCAUGACCUAAAAUGUUUUUUUGAUUUUUUAUGAAUUUAGUGUAUUGUAAAGUAAAUUUUUUAAUUACUUGAUAAAGAAGAAAAUUUAUAUGUUAUUUUAAGCUAUUUACUGUGUUUUAUAUGGAGAAUAUUUAUAACUAUAGUCUGAAACAAGUUUAGUGCAACAAAAAUGUAAUCUUCUCCAUGACAUUUUGUUAGCAUUCUUCUUUAUAUUCACGUUUUUCUAAACUUUCAUAUUAUUUGACAGAGCUGCAAAAAAUCAUUCCUUUUAAUUUUGCUAUUUUAUAAUUCAAUAUUCUGAGCUUUGUGUUUUAUACUUGUACAUUAUUAAUGUUCAUAUGUUCUUGUAAUUUCAUUCAGUUUUUCUAAUUCAUUUAAAAAAACUUUUGUAAACUUAUAUCUUUGAUAUCAGGAAUUUUCUAUUUUCUAUAAUUUUCUAUAAUUUCUAUAAUUUUCUAUAAUUCUAUAAUUUUUUCAGCAUUGCUUAGACAUUGAUCCUCCUUCCCUCCUCUUCCUAUUGCACAAGGGGAACAUAUUUCUAAUCGUGGGAUCUCUGUACAAAGAAUUUUAACUCUCUCAAGAACUUAAAGCAGGUUUUGAAGUGCGAAUAGUAGUUUUUUGAUGGAGUGUGACUUAUUUUUAAAUCAGAAAUGAUAUAUGUAGAGUUUAUUUUAAAACAUAAGGUAAAAUAAUUUUCUGUUAUAAGAUAAUUUUACAUAGCUUAACAAAUUUGAAUAUGUUCCAACUACAUCUUUUGAAAAAAUUGGAUUUCCUUCUCCCCCCCCCUCCAUUUUUUCCACAAACUGCAUAAAAGAUUGAAUUAAGUUUGUGUAGUAUUUAUCAUAAUAAUCCUUUUUUUAAUGGUCGGCUAAAUUUAGAAUUCAUGUUAAGUUAUAGAUAAGGCAGUAGUACUGCUAACAGUAGUAAUAACUUAGGUUUAAUUUAAAAAAUUUAACCAGUAGUCUUUUUUUAACCUAACUUUUUUAAUAGAAUAAUUGUGUGCAUUUAUAUGGAAAUUUCAGAACCUGUCUUUUAUUUAUUGUGAAAUUGGCUAAGAUUCUUAUUAAACAAAAAAAAAUGCAUUGCAAUAAUCUUGUUAAAUUAUAUUAAUGCAUGAGAAAUAGUGCAUGUUUGUACUCUGACAAUAUUGAGUAACAGAAAUUGAAUGAAUUUUCUGUGCAUUGUAGAUGGGUUUGUCAUUUCUUUCUGGAAAAUGGAUUUUCUUGUUUGAUCUGUAUAAAUAUUGAAUAUUUUUAUAAAUAAUCGUGUAAACCAAAAUUUUUUGUCAUUAUUGUACAUAUGAAUGAAUGAAUGAAUUAUAAGAAAAAGCAAGUUGUAAUGAAAUUGCUUCAUAUGAAAAAGUAUUAUUUGCAUUAUAUUACAAAAUAUGUUUUAUUAUUAAUAUUAUUUAAAAGGUCUUUAGUCUGAAUUGUUACAAUACAAUGAAGGAUUCAGGAUUCCGUGAUUUUGCUAGUGGUGACUCAAGAUCCUAAUAUCUGAUUUAUAAAAAUAUUUGUAUUCUUUUAAAUCAUAAAACUUUUUAUAUUAAGAAUCGGGGUAAAUUUAAAGAAUUUUUCAUACUGUAAUGAAGUUAUCUUAGUGCUAAUGAUGUAGAUUUAAAAUGAUUUAGGAUCAUUAGAGAAUUUUUAAACACGAAAUUUAUGAGUAGUGUAUUAGCAGUUUUUUAAAAUGGUCUGCUAAAGUUUUGAAAUUAUUAUCAUUAUCUUGAAAUAAUAAUUUACACUUUGUUUUAUACAUGGCAUUCAUUAAAAUUUUCAGGUUAAUUCAUAAAACAAUUCAAAAUUAUUUUAUAAGUGCAAUGAAUAAUUUUCUUCAGAAAAUUUAGAUAUUUGUCUUGUUUUCUUUAGUAAUUCAGCCCUUUAGCAUACAGCAAUGGUAAACAGUUCAGUUGUGAGUAAAUGAUAAUCAAGGUUUUUAAUUAUUACAGUUUUGAAUAACAUUAAUCUAGUAUUUGCAACUAAAUGAAUAAAAUGAUCUAAUAAUUACAACUGAUUUGUGGAUUAUAAAUCUAUAGAGUAUUGAACAUUUUAAUUUACAUUCCUGUGCUUGAAAUUUCUUUUUUGUGAUGCAUACAAUUAAGAUUAUCUAUGUGGGUUGCCAUUACCUCAUCCCAAACAGAAAAAUAAGCAGUUGUUAAAAUAUCUUUCUAAGAAAAAAAAAAUUUUUAGAACAUUGGCUUGUGAUUCACUCAUAAAAUUCAAUUUUCUAUUUU